Molecule: messenger RNA, 1062 nt
Organism: Glarea lozoyensis ATCC 20868
Lineage: Eukaryota; Fungi; Ascomycota; Leotiomycetes; Helotiales; Helotiaceae
Product: Head of nucleotide exchange factor GrpE
Exons: 2
Coding region: 1-1062 (353 amino acids)
Biological process (GO): protein import into mitochondrial matrix; protein folding
Cellular component (GO): PAM complex, Tim23 associated import motor
Molecular function (GO): adenyl-nucleotide exchange factor activity; protein-folding chaperone binding; protein homodimerization activity
Source: RefSeq, a predicted model, not a curated record
AUGUUGAUUGCACCUUUCUCGAUAAUCCAUGCUGGUACGCAGAUGAUUUGGGCAUCGCCGUAUAGGCCUCGCGAAACGAGAAAUCAUACCAUCCAAGUUUCUAACGAGAUACUUUUCGAUUUGGCCGAAUCGUAUCAAUACAUAAUUCUCGAUCUUAAUGAGGUCCACGGGUUUUCAAGAGGUGAGGUUGAAAUAGGGGAAGGACGUCCCGCUAUCAAAAGAACAGCCGUCCAGGUAUUGCGUGCACGGGCCAAAUGUGGUCUCAACCUCGUCAGUCCGAAAUUUUAUUCUAGAAGAGACUCCGAACUCAUCACACGCGCAUAUCAAACAAGAACAAUCAUGAUUCAAAGAACACUCCUCCGUCAAUCUCGAGCAUUGAGCUCAUCUAUAAGGUCAACGCCUAAAGCAUCACUUGCGCGACCUCAAUUCCAAGCUGCCAGCCAGAAUCUCGCGGCUUUCUCCAGGCCUGUCGCAUCGAGAUGGUACGCAACAGAACCAGAGGCAAAGCAGGCGGAGGGAGAAGCUGGGAAGACAGAAACAAAACCCACAGAGGCUGAGGACCCGGUCAAGAAAGAGUUGGAGGCAAAGAACAAGGAGGUUAUUGACUUAAAGGAUAAACUUCUCCGGUCGGUAGCAGAUUUCCGCAACCUUCAAGAAAGAACGAAACGUGAUAUGCAAAGCGCGAAAGACUUCGCCAUCCAGAAGUUUGCCAAAGAUCUCGUCGACAGCGUGGAUAACCUCGACCGAGCUUUGACAAUGGUUCCAGAAGAGAAGCUCAAAGCGGAGGAGAAAUCAGAGCACCUCCAGGACUUGGUGUCGUUAUAUGACGGCCUGAAGAUGACUGAAAAUAUCUUGAUGUCAACACUGAAGAAGCACGGUCUGGAGCGAUUCGAUCCCAGCGUCGAGGGCGAAAAGUUCAAUCCAAACGAGCAUGAGGCAACAUUUAUGACACCAAUGGCAGGAAAGGAGGACAACACCGUCUUCCACACACAAUCAAAGGGAUUCAAACUUAACGGACGGAUAUUGCGAGCGGCCAAGGUUGGCGUUGUAAAGAACAGUUAG